Messenger RNA from Closterium sp. Naga37s-1, 2067 nucleotides. Lineage: Eukaryota; Viridiplantae; Streptophyta; Zygnematophyceae; Desmidiales; Closteriaceae. The record is from the annotation of a GenBank genome assembly.
AUGCCGCUGCUGCGUGCCGCCUUUGCUCUCCGUCCUCUACUGCGCCCGCCUCACACCACACCACAUCUUUCCCGCCGCGCCCUUGCGCCUUCCGCGCGCCUCAGCUCGUCAGCCAUGCUUGCCCUCGGCGGGCCUCCCCGCCUUCUCCCCUCCCCACCACCCGCCUCGGGCAAAGCCCUGUCCCCUGCCCCGAUGCUCCACGCGCCCACCGCGCUCGGCGCUGCUUUACCCACCCAUUCCGCUCUCGCCCCGCAGCCGCGCCUCCUGUCCGCGUCCAUGUCCCUUUCGCUCUCCUCUCCCCUCGGAUCCGCCCGGCCCGCCCAUGCUCUCUCGUCUCUCUCAGCUCUCACCUUCCUCCCCGCGGCCCUCUCUUGCCCCCGCCCGCUUCUUUCCUUCCCCCCAUCCGCUUUCUCCGCCAACCAAUCGGUCCGCGCGUCGAGCACGGCCCCCGAUGCCCCCUCGUCGCCGGAGCUCCUCUCGCCCCUCCAGCGACUGCGCGCGCGACAGCUACUCGAGUCGCUGCGGUCCCCCAAUGACGCGUCCGCGACGCCGUCAAAAUCCACGCGGAAGCCGUCGCGCCAGGGCGAGGCGGUGGACGCGGAGGAGCGGGGAGGGGCGGAAGGCGCGGCGGGGCCCGAGGCGGGGUUUCAGGAGCUAGGGCUGAGCGCGGAGUUGAUCGGCGCAGUGCGCGAGUUGGGGCUGGGCGCGCCCACGGAGAUCCAGCUCCUCGCCAUCCCCGGCGCGCUGAGCGGGCGCGACGUGGUGGUGGCGUCGCACACGGGGUCGGGAAAAACCCUCGCGUACCUGCUGCCCGUCGUGCAGAUGAUGCGCGCGGACGAGGCGGAGGGCGGGCGCAGCGAUCGGUUGAAGCGGCCGCGCGCCAUCGUGCUGUGCCCCACUCGCGAGCUCGCCGAACAGGUUCUGCGCGUAGCCAAGUCGCUGUGCCACCACGCACGCUUCCGUGCAGCCAUGCUGUCAGGAGGGGCGAGCAUAGCGGGGCAGCAGCAGCAGCUGCAGUCGUGGCCCGUGGACCUGCUCAUCGCCACGCCCGGCCGCCUGCUGCAACACAUGGCCGCCUCCUCGCUCUCCCUCUCCCUCGUUAAAUACCUCGUGUUGGACGAGGCGGACACCAUGUUUGACGCGGGCUUUGGGGCGGAUAUCAGGCGUCUGCUCAGGCCGCUCAGGAAUCGGGGCAAAGUAGCGCCAGGGGGAGCAGCCCAGAGGACCUUUCAGACCGUGCUCGUCACCGCCACCAUCACCAAGGCGGUGCAGCGGCUGCUGAACGACGAGUUCCCCGGCAUCACCCAUCUGCACACGGCCUCGCUGCACCGCCGCCUGCCCUCCGCCACGCACCGCUUUGUGCCCGUCUCCGGCUCUGACAGCCGCCCCAACGCCCUGCUGCAGCUGCUGCAGCCGCUGGUGGCAGGGGGCCAGCGGUGCAUGGUGUUCUGCAACACGGUGCAGUCGUGCCGUGCCGUGGACCACUUCCUGUCCGAGGCCAACAUCCUCACCACCAACUACCACGGCCAAGUGCCGCCCGAACACAGCACCUGUGCACUGCUUGGAUCACCUGCUUGCCUACCCGCCAUGCCUUUCCACAUGAACAUUCUCCGCCCACUCUCUCUGUCUCUCCCCCCCCCACACUCGCUCGCCUCUGUUGGUGCGCACAGGGCGGGCAACCUAGAGGCGUUCAGGAGCGGCGGGGCCAUGGGUGGGGAGGACGACCUGGGCAUCGCACCCAUGCUGCCCGACCGCUUCCAAGACAGCGACUCGGACGGCGAGUGGGACGACGAGUACGAGGCAGCAGCAGCAGCAGCAGUGCCGCGCAGCAAGCAGCGGGCGGUGCAGCCAGUGCUGGUGUGCACUGACCUGGCGGCGCGAGGGCUAGACCUGGUGGUGGACCAUGUUAUCAACUUCGACUUCCCCAUGACUCCUGUACCGCCCCCUCCCUCUCACUCACCUCACUCCCCUCACUUUCCUCCGCUUUCUCUCUCCCCUGCGCACCUGGAUGUUGCACUUGCCGUCCCUGUCUGUCUCCCGUGCACCCGAAUCCUGCCGUAUCUGUGA